Molecule: messenger RNA, 2129 nt
Organism: Etheostoma cragini (Arkansas darter)
Lineage: Eukaryota; Metazoa; Chordata; Actinopteri; Perciformes; Percidae
Product: cdc42 effector protein 3
Exons: 2
Coding region: 598-1215 (205 amino acids)
Source: RefSeq, a predicted model, not a curated record
CCUCUUUUACUCUUCCCCUCUUCACAAACAGCUCUUGAAAGGGAGUUGUGCACCAUAGUUUCUCCCACAUUUCGCAAUUUUGCAGGAAUUAAAUCAGCAGCUCCUGUUUUUCACCCACUCUCAGGCAGGUAAUAGGGUGCAGCAAACCAACCAGUAGGACUUCCUUUAACACUUAUGACUAAAAGGCCAACUCACAUGGCAAUCAGGAUAAUUUCAUCUGAUGGCUGGCAACCAUUCCACAGUGGGAUUACUCUUAGACAUACACUAAGAAUUUUCUUUUGAAGAGAAGCCCUUGUACUCUGACCUCACCUGGCUUAUCUCUUAGGCAAAGAGGGUUUUUAAUCAGCAACACACCUGGAGACCUCUUGCAAGAGGGAAUUUACACUGGGAAGGACUAGCUUAAAAAAAGAAAGGAUUAAAUGUCCAUGGACUGAAAACACAAAGAUGGAACUAUGCUUGUUAGGAUUCACCACUACACAUUUCAACACUAAGGAUUCAGUGUCAAACAAAAGAGGAAAUACAAAAGGAUACAAAGACUAAGAAGAAGUUUAAAAAAAAUAAACAACAUUUAGGUCCAUCUCAACCAGAUCUGCCAAGAUGCCACUUAGAACAUCGCUGUACAGAAAGCCAUCCUCUGGUCGUUGGUCCAGCAGGAACUUUAAGCGCAGGGAGGUGCUGUCUGUCAACAUGAUUAGCCUACCACUGGCUGAUUUCCGCCACAUCUCACAUAUUGGUAAUGAUGCCCACAAAGACAGCUUUGGAGACCUUUCCUUCUUAAAGAUGGGCCACAGUCUGCUUCUACGAAGCUCACAGAGCGAACAGAAUCUCUUCCUGGCCAGCCCUCCACCACCAAAGCCCCCUCGUCUGAACCUGGCCGAGGGCUCAGACAGCCCUGACUUGCAUAUAGGCCACGUGCACAACACCUCCCACAGGAGAAAGAAAUGCAGCUCUAUGCCAAUGCUGGACAGUGAGGAAAAGGAAGCAGAGAUAGAAGAGGAGGACGGGUACCAAAGAGUGAAUAAUGUUGCUCCAAAUCUGGCUCCCAGCCUAGGACGGGGCAGCCUGAAUUCAGACAAGGAUGAAGACUCUACAGAGACCUGUGACAAAACUGUUGGACAGCACAGGGAGGAGGACAGUGGCUUUUCAUUCAGCUUUGACCUGGGCCCUUCAAUCCUGGAUGAUGUUCUCCGGGUGAUGGACAAACACCACAAUUAGACAGCAUAGUAGCCAGGAGUUACAUAGAGUUUACUAAAAGUUUGGAACAAUAAGAGACCCUUCUUGGGAACAUGCUCCCGAUUUUAUGAUAUUAUCAAUAUCCUAAAGCGAUGGUUAUUGUGGAAAUAAAUCUGGAGAUAUUGGAUUUUAUGAUCCUCGGGACAACAAGAAUAUAGACAAAUAACCUUUGGCGAGAACUUGCCUCACCUACGUUUUAAUGGAGGUAAUCAACUAUGAAAAGAUGGAUACACAGGAUUAAAGCUUCUGCCUUUUUGUUUAUUUCAGUAAAAGAUGUUACUUUUGGAAGCUGAUUCAGCAACUUUCUAGGAUAAGAAGCUUAUCCUUUUAUAGAGCACAAGAUAGCGUGGUCCACAGCAUGUUAAAAAAUAAAACAAUCUCAUUUGAAAGGUUAAACAAAAAACCCUAUUACACAAAGUUAACAUUCUCCCUAAAAAUCACCUUUUACAGGAGUAUAUACAAUGGAUAAGUUAAUAAUCUAACAUUGUCGGAUGUCAAACGCCAAUCUCGACAUAUGUUCAAGCUUUUUUAACGUUCUUCCUUUGCCAGUGUAAUCCCCCACACAGCACAGCACUGAAAACGUCUGUUAAGGCUUAAGAGUGUUGUGUUUAAGAAAAGAAAAGUUGCGGCUGGAAUCCAAGGUCCUCGAGCUGUGAUGUCUUGGCUCUUGGCGUGCUUGCCACUCUAUUGUGUGCAGAGGGCAAUUUUUCCUCCGCACGCAUCCCAGAGGCCCCACUCAAAAGGUAGACUGAGGUACCCCCCAUCUCUCAUUCCCAACAAUGCAAUGAAAACAAACACUUAGCUCUGCUUCCAAUAAAAGCCAGCCAGUGGUGGCAGGUUGGGCUGCAGACCAAGCCAGGCCACAGGUCUAAGACCUUAGACAAAAAAAAAAAGAA